AUGGAUGAAGAAUUUCCCAUAAGUCCUCAAAAAAUAUUGAGAAGUUCACAUUUAGAUAAGAUUAACAAUAAAACUUCUAUUACCUGUACUAAGGUGCCAGAAGGAUUAUUUGACGCCAAAGUUGUAAAUAAACAUUUUAGUAAAUUUGGCAAGGUUGUAGGGAUUAAGCUACUGCCUAAGAAACAGAUGUGUAUAAUUGAGUAUGACCAACAAAGUUCAGCUGAGAGAGCUGUAUUAAAUGCAGGGGCUUAUGAUGGUUUUAUGUUUGACGUAACACGUACAAAACCUAGGGUGAGAAGAAGGAGUAAAAAAGAGGAUGAUCCUGAAUGGUUACCAGAUCCUGAAGUUGAAGAAGAAUUAAAUGCAAUGAAUGGGGCACCAACCUAUAGAAUUUCAAGGCAAAAAACAAUGGAUAUUGAUACUCCUAAAUUGCAAUCAAAACAAAUUAAAUCACCAAUAGCAAAGAAAAACUUAAUUACAACUCCUAAAAGAAUUCAACCAGUAAUUCAAAAGCAAACCACCAGUAGCAUUGAAUCACCAGUUUUGGUGGCUACUACCUCUACAAGCCUUAGCAUUAUUGAAGCAGCUGCGGAGUUACAUAAACUAAGCUCCAGGAUUUCAACAACACCUGAUGAAAAAUGGAGAACAUUAGAUGCAAGAGACAGAAUUUUAAGAGUUUGGGGUGGUGCCGGCUCUAGAGUGAAAGUUGGUGGUGCAACAAUAGGAACUUGUCCUGAUAUGUGUCCAGAAAAAGAGUUACUACAUAGGCAAGCAGAGCACCAGGUGAUGACAUUAGAAACAAUAAUUGAUUCAGAUGGUCUGUUGGAACCCUGGCGGGCAGUGAAGCAGUACAGCCGCAGCUCAGCUGAUCAAGAAAUACCAAUGUGCUAUGAACUGCGCCCUGCGCCAGUGUUGAUGAGAACAUGUGCCUAUUUGUUACAUGAAAUUGCCGACACUAACCGACAAGUUACUCUUGCUGACUGGUUUCAUUUCAUGUGGGACCGCUUCCGAGGGAUUCGUAAAGACAUCACUCAACAGGCUUUGUGCUGUGCAGAGUCAAUUCGAAUGGUGGAAAUAUGUGCCCGUUUCCACGCACACAGCUCUGCUCGUCUGGCUGACCUUGAAAAUACACAGUUUGAUCAGAAACUAAACACCGAUAACCUCACAAAAUGCUUACAAACCCUAAAACAUAUGUACGCAGACGUCAGCCCUGAAUUUAAGCCUAAUGAAGCAGAAUUCAGAGGAUACAUAGCUUUGCUUAAUCUUGGCGAUGCGAAUUUUUGGUGGGAGAUAAAACAAUUGCCGAAGAAUAUUCAAAAAUCUGAAUCUAUUAUCUUCGCCAUUCAAAUAUAUAUCACGUUAGAUAGCAACAACUAUGUUAAAUUCUUUCGACUCAUCCGAGAAAGAGCUACAUAUUUGCAAGCCUGUAUUCUGUUAAGAUAUUUCAAUGAUGUCAGAGCUCGGGCUCUUGCAAGGAUUGUCAAAGCUUACGCACCAAGAGGAGGAUCCAAAUAUCCCGCAGAAGAUUUACUUAACAUCCUUUCAUUUGAAUCCGUUGAUAGUAUGAAAUCAUUUGUUAAUCAUUAUGGACUACGUUUUGCGAAAAAUGAAGAGGAACUUACAAUUAUUCUCAACAGGAAUCACUUUAUAGAAGACAGCGAUCCUUAUCCACUUUCUAGAGCAAUUAAUUUGAUAGAAUCCAAACGGCAGAGCACUGUUGGUGAAGUCAUUUCGGGAGGGCCACUUCCUAAAUGCGAUUAUUCCAAAUAUCCACUGUAUACUAGCUUUAACAAUGAUGGUAGAUUAAAGGAAACUGCUUUAAUAGCUGAAGAUAUCGGAUAUGAUACAAAAAACGAUAGUAACAAGGAUAUCAGAGCAUUAAAAUUGGAGCUACAAAAACUUAUGCAAGGAAAAAGUUUUGGAAUAAUAGUUGAAAGGUCCCCAGAACCAAAGAAAUCAAUAUUCACGAAACCUGACGUUCAGAGAAAAGUUUCUGGAACAAAUUUCUUUUCCAGGCCAAUGACUGAUAAUCAAACUAAAUUCUUUCAAUUCCAACCCGCCAUACCAGUUGCACCCGCUGAAGUCAUUCACAAUUCACCAGAAAAGAUUUUGGAGGAAAGCAGCAAAAAUAUAUUUACAUUUUCUAAUCCACAUAAAACUGAAGCUAAUGUGUUUGGAUCUAAUCUUAAGGGCAAUUUGUUUUCGACGACUACAUUCUCUAUCGCGCAAGACUCUGUUGAUAAGCAAAAUAAUUUUGGAAAAGUAAAUGAGACCAAUGCAAAUUCUAAAUCAACGAGUAAUUUAUUUAAAGUAAAUGAAAGUAAUGACAUAUUAAAAAAAUCCUCUGUUGGAAAUUCCAUAUUUAGUCAGCAGGUGGAAAAUCGGCAGGAAGAUAACCAAAAGAAUGUCUUUGCGAGUGCCAGCACAAAUAUAUUUGCCAAUAAUAAAAAUGAUGGCGCUAGUAGUAAAAAUCUGUUCACACAAGCAAGUAGCAACUUAUUUAAAAAUAAUCAGGAUAAUUCAGACAGGAGUGCAAAUAUUUUUGGGAAAUCAUUACAAAAUCAAACGCCGUCAACGAAUCCAUUUGGAUUAUUUGCUAAACCUCACACUGGCUCAGAUAACCUGUUUAGUACUAAAUCAGAUAGUAAUUUACCCACUUAUGAAUCUCGCCCUAACGGUGAUUCUGAAAAAACAUCACCAGGAAGUUUAUUUAAAACAGCAAAUCUGCCACAGUCUGAAGCUACAAAGUAUAGUAUAUUCCAGAGCAAAAAUAAGGCACCAUCUGUUGCCGAUAAUAUAUUUCAAUCGGUUAAUCACCCUAAAGAAAAUAUUUACGACUUUGAUUCUAAUGAUGGCGUUACAACAGUCGAAUUGCCUCGCGUUAACGAGCAGGAUAUUUUAGAAGAAAGGAAGAGACAAGAGGAAAUUAAAAAGGAGGAGGAGAGAGAGAGGCGCGAAAUGCAAAGAAUAGAGGAAGCGAAACGUAAACAGGAGGAAAUGAGAAAACUUGAAGAAUUGAAACAAUUAGAGGAAAAACGAAAAAGAGAAGAAGAAAAGAAACAAGAGGAGUUAAGAAAAAAACUAGAAGAGGAAAGAAAGUUAGAAUUGAAACGCAAAGCUGAAGAAGAGAGAUUAUUUAAGCAAAGAGUUAACAAUGAAUCUUCUGAACUCAUAGAAGCUUUUAUGGAAGAAAUCAGCAAAGAAGAAGUAAAUACAAUUUUGGCAGAAGAAAAUGAAUUACUUGAAAGUUUAAUAAAAUAUGCUACUAAAACUAAUGAAGAAAUUUCUCUUGAAUUGAUGAUGGAAAUGUGCAGCUCUGAACUUAAAGCGGUAAUAUUUAGAAGGAAAAAACUUAUGGCAAGAUGGUAUCGUGUUUGGAGGAAACAUUAUAUCAGGAACAAUAAGAGGAGAAAUCUUUUAGAGGACACUCCAGUUUGGCUUCCUGACAAAACAAUUGAGGAGGAGGCGAAAUACUUACGCCGUUCCGUUGAACAAGCUGCACUUCGCAAUAUGAAUGCCAUUCAUAGAGGCUAUAGAUUUACUGGAGAAUUAAGGCAGGCACCAUCUCCGAAACCAUAUAACAUGUUAGAUUUAAUCCGAUCGCCUCUCCUCAAACGUAUGAAGCAAAUUGAAUAUCCCUAUGACAAGUGUUUUUUUUGGAAGGUUGCUUUGAUUUCACCAGGUGCUAAUAAAUACUUUCAUAGGAAACUUCAUGUAGAAAGUUGGCUGCAUGACGUUUUUGGGGAUCAAAAAGCACAUGAUGUGAGCGACAGUCUGAUACAUGUCGAUAAACAUUCUUGGAAUAAUUUAAUGGAUUUUGCCAUAUCGAUAAGCUUGAUUAAUCAAACAAAAUUAAGCAUUGCCAAUGAAGCCUUAAAUGGGGCCAAUGGUGUAAUAUUUUAUAUCACAGAAAAAGAUACUAAUUACAUCAAUCUUAUAGAACAGACACUCAAACAUAAAUAUAAAUAUCAAGUUAUACCAAUUGCCGUUAUUAUGGCGAAAAGUGAUGAUCUUUUUCAUCUAAAGCAGCUUGAUGCGAAUUUGACUGGGUGUAAAAAUAGAGAAAUUAUAUCAGAUUAUAAAAUUUUUAUCUCAGAUCAUUCGAAUGCUGAAGAUUCAUUGAAUGCUUGCACCAAAAAUGCGAUAAAAUGGCUCGCGAAGAAUUACCCAAAACCUCCACCUCUUGAAAUUGAUUAUCUUAAAUCGAUAUGUCAAAGAUAUCUCGGCAACGAAAUAUGGUGCAAAUUGAGAUCUGAAAAAGACCCUCGAACAGAAGUUAUUCUAAAAGAUUUACAAAAAUUAGUUACUUGUUACAAUAAAGCUGUUGAUAAGUUGACGGAAGUCAUAACAAAUGAAGAUCUGUUUAAUUACGCCUCUUUUCCUUUAGAGUUAACAAAAUAUUUAGAUAGUUCUUCUCCAUAUCCUAAACCAUAUGAAUUUAUAACAAGUAACACAAAACAAUCUGACAACACGAGUGCUAUAAAACUGAUUAUGAAAAAAUUAAAAUUGCCAAACCCUGUGUCGGGUUUUCUCCCAAAUAGCACAAGAAAAAUGGAGGAAGAAAUUCGAAAAUAUUGUAAACAAAUUAGUUGGUUUCCAAAUCCUGAAGAAGUUGUAUGUAAAGUGGUUGCUCUUCUCCCUAACGAACUAUCAGAUGUAAAUAUGUCAUGUGAUGAAUUUAAUGAGUAUUUUGAGAGUUAUGAUUUAAUAGAUUUAUUAAAUGUAAUUGUUUACGAGAAAAUAAACAGCUUAAAGAACUUUGAUAAUAGGUUUGCAGUGUAUAAAAAAUCUGUUUUAGAUGUAUAUCGGAAUAUUGAUUGGUUGUAUGAAGUCGAAGUAUAUUCAAGAAGUAAACAUAAGGUUUUAGAAUAUGAGGAUGAUUUAGAUUAUUUAAUUGAAGCAAAACGACGAAAGAUCGAAUUCGAUUCAAUGGAGCAUUUAAUGUUAGUAGAUAAAGAUAGCACUUUGGUGAAAGAGAACAUACAUAUGGCAGAUCAAAGUAUUUCUUCAUACAAUUCCUGUAAAGAUGCUAUGUUGCAACUAGAAAUGAAAUUAAAUGAAGAGAAAAAGAAAUCUGAUGAACUUGAAAAUUUAUUGAGAUUAGCACUUUCUAAUGUU
Messenger RNA from Brenthis ino (lesser marbled fritillary), 5118 nucleotides. NCBI's taxonomy places the organism in Eukaryota, Metazoa, Arthropoda, Insecta, Lepidoptera, Nymphalidae. The record is from the annotation of a GenBank genome assembly.